CAGUCGAUCAUUGGCUAGAUCAAAGUGCGUGUCGCUUCGCCGGUAGAGCAUCCAUAUAGUGCGCGCAAAAGUUGCGCACCAGUCUUUACGGGAGUUGCAUCACUACACGUGAAGUCGGUCCUUCGCGUCUCCAUUUGAUUUCUUGCUGAAUUUCAUAAAAAUACGAUAAAAAUGUUGGCCGCCGCAAGAUUAUUGAGUCGCAACUGCACGGGUAUCAAGUGUGAUAUUACGAGGAGACAACAGUUCAGCACUUUGUUUAAAAAUGCUGCUGCUCCAGUAUCCGUGGUCCAAAAGCCCAUGGAUUUGCAACAGUACCGUUAUAAAUCAGAAGGUGUGAAGGGUGCAGUGAUUGGUAUAGAUCUUGGUACAACAUUUUCCUGUGUGGCGGUAAUGGAAGGCAAGCAAGCUAAGGUUAUUGAGAAUUCAGAAGGUUCAAGAACGACACCAUCCUAUGUUGCAUUCACAAAAGAUGCAGAGCGGUUGGUCGGUAUGCCAGCUAAGCGUCAAGCAGUCACCAACUCUGCAAAUACCUUCUAUGCCACAAAACGUCUCAUUGGACGUAAAUUCGAUGAUCCUGAAGUGAAGAAAGAGAUGAAAACUGUGUCAUACAAAAUCGUACGUGCUAGCAAUGGUGACGCUUGGGUUCAGGGCAGUGACGGGAAAAUGUAUUCGCCAAGUCAAAUCGGGGCCUUCGUUCUCAUGAAAAUGAAGGAGACUGCUGAAGCCUACCUCGGUCAACCUGCGAAGAAUGCAGUUGUCACCGUUCCUGCAUAUUUCAAUGACUCUCAGCGACAAGCAACCAAAGAUGCCGGACAGAUAGCCGGUCUUAACGUUCUUCGAGUUAUUAACGAGCCGACUGCAGCUGCUCUUGCUUAUGGCAUGGAUAAGACUGACGAUAAAAUUAUUGCUGUUUACGAUUUGGGUGGUGGUACCUUCGAUAUUUCUGUUCUGGAGAUUCAGAAGGGUGUCUUUGAGGUUAAGUCCACUAAUGGUGAUACGUUCUUGGGUGGUGAGGACUUUGAUAAUGCUUUGGUCAACUACUUGGUCAAAGAAUUCAAGAAGGAUCAAGGAAUUGAUGUUACCAAGGAUCCUAUGGCCAUGCAACGAUUGAAAGAAGCUGCCGAAAAGGCGAAAAUCGAAUUGUCCAGUUCCCUGCAAACAGAUAUCAACCUUCCGUACUUGACAAUGGAUUCCAGUGGACCGAAGCACUUGAAUCUUAAACUUAGCCGAAGCGUUUUUGAGAAUCUCGUCUCAGACCUAAUUAAGCGCACUAUACAGCCAUGCCAGAAAGCACUGUCCGAUGCUGAAGUAUCCAAAUCAGACAUCGGCGAUGUUCUCCUCGUAGGAGGAAUGACCAGAAUGCCCAAGGUUCAGCAGACAGUACAAGAUAUUUUCGGGCGACAGCCAUCAAAAGCUGUGAACCCUGAUGAAGCUGUUGCAGUUGGUGCUGCUAUUCAGGGUGGAGUACUCGCUGGUGAUGUCACGGAUGUUCUUCUUCUUGACGUCACUCCACUGUCUCUGGGUAUCGAAACACUUGGCGGUGUGUUCACCAGGUUGAUUUCCCGUAACACCACCAUUCCCACAAAAAAGAGUCAAGUCUUCUCCACCGCGGCUGACGGCCAGACUCAGGUCGAAAUUAAAGUUCAUCAGGGUGAGCGAGAAAUGGCCUCCGACAAUAAACAACUGGGUCAGUUUACCCUCGUAGGCAUUCCUCCUGCACCCAGAGGAGUACCACAGAUUGAAGUUACCUUCGAUAUUGAUGCCAACGGUAUCGUACAUGUCUCCGCUAAAGACAAGGGAACCGGCAAAGAACAGCAAAUCGUUAUCCAAUCAAGUGGUGGAUUGAGCAAAGACGAAAUCGAGAACAUGGUAAAGAACGCCGAACAAUAUGCAAAGGAAGACAGGAUCAAGAAAGAAAGAGUUGAGGCAGUGAACCAGGCUGAAGGAAUUGUUCAUGACACCGAAGCCAAAAUUGAAGAAUUCAAAUCACAGCUGCCCCAAGACGAGUGCGAAAGGCUCAAGGGUCUCGUCGAAAAGCUCAAAGAAACUCUUGCUAAGAAGGAUAGCAUGGAUCCUGAAGAAAUCAAAAAGGAAACCAAUGAGCUUCAACAGGCCAGCCUUAAAUUGUUCGAGAUGGCAUACAAGAAGAUGGCUGCUGAACGCGAGGGAAGCGGAGGUAGUCAGAGCUCACAGGAACAACAACCGCCUGAGGGUGAGAAGAAGGAGGAGAAGAAUUAAAUAUAAUCGUACAAUUAAAUUGUCUAAAAUCAGACACGUCACCGCGUAACCAAUGUGGAAUUCAUUGAUCGUCAACGUCGUUCAAUCUUUUUAACUAUUCAAGUUACAGGGGUUCGAAAGGAAAUAAUAUAAUAAGAUCAGUAUCGUUGUCGCACGUAUACCAAAAACUCUAGUAUGUAUAAUAAUACGUACGCGCCUUCCUUAUACAUUCUAACCUAACUUUAGAUAGCCGACGAUUCAGUGAAUCCAUACCCGGUUCGUAAAACAAAAUUAGUCAUUACUCGCAGAGAUAUAAGAUCAUUCAAUUUCACAAUGAGGCUCUUCCUACAUAAGAUCAGUAAAAAUUCUCAGGGAUACUGAUCGUCUUUGGGUAGCCCAUGAUCUUUUUUUUAUUUUAAUUAUCAAAAGACAAUUACUAAAAAAAGAAUCUUUUGGUUCUCAGAAUGUCCUUCGUUUACAUUUGGCAGUUCAACAUUAAAUUCUGCGACGUAUGCACUACUUACUAGUAAAUUAAUAUUACUUCAUAUUAUUCGUAAAUCUAGAAUAACAAGCAUUGUAGCGAAAGCAAAUUGUCAUGUAUAUUGUGUACAUAAUGUGCCGUGUGAAUUGGAUCGAUUUUUUUGACUGUAUCAAGAAAGGAUCCAGUUCCUUUGAAAAGCCUCGUCAUCGUCAGAACAACGUUAAGAAUUUAAUGUGUAGGCUGAUAACGAUGACAUUCUUAUUCCCAUGUAAGCGACCACACAAAGAGGUGAAUAUCUGUUUAAAUCAGAUAAGUUCUAAUUUUUUGUGCUUAAAGUAUCCUCUUCGUGUGGUUAAAAUUUUCUCACGCAUAGAAGAAAAUUGGGAUGAAAGAAAUAGUAAAACCUAUCCAGUGUGAAUGGGACAAAGCCUCUGUGAAGGAGGUCCAAGAAAGAAUGAGAAAGAAAGCGUGUUACUAGAAUGUAGCCAACAUAAUAGAAUAAGCAAAAACAAUACUGUAGAAAUACUGUAUAAGAAAUAUCUGUCGUACUAUUGUCUCGUUUAAUCCAGUCCAAAUUUUUUUAUUUACAAUAUCUACGGAGCAAAAAACUUCUAUCCUUCAAGUUUUCGUUGUGUUUGUUGAAUAAACAGUUUUAAAUUUAAUA
Molecule: messenger RNA, 3362 nt
Organism: Cephus cinctus (wheat stem sawfly)
Lineage: Eukaryota; Metazoa; Arthropoda; Insecta; Hymenoptera; Cephidae
Gene: Hsc70-5
Product: heat shock 70 kDa protein cognate 5
Exons: 11
Coding region: 172-2238 (688 amino acids)
Biological process (GO): cellular response to unfolded protein; protein refolding
Cellular component (GO): mitochondrion; cytoplasm
Molecular function (GO): heat shock protein binding; ATP-dependent protein folding chaperone; ATP hydrolysis activity
Source: RefSeq, a predicted model, not a curated record